AUGACUGUUACAUUUGCAAGCAUUGUAAAGAGAAAUGUAGACGGCAUCAACAAUGAGGUCAAGGUAGUACAGAAAACUCUUGCUGAAGUGAAUGAAACAAAGGAGAAAGAAACAAACUUGAUUAUAUUUCGCUUAAAAGAGGGCGAAAACGAUCGUGCUAAUGUUGAGACAAUAUUUAAAAACUUAACAGAUGAUGUAACGGAAAAAAAUAUUCUUAAGAUAACACGGCUUGGUAAGAAGGAUGAAAAUAAAAUCAGACCUUUGUUGGUAAAACUUGAAAAUAUUGGGAUCAAAAAUUUAAUAAUGAAAAACGUGUAUAAAAUAAAAUCACUGGCUGAAGAAUAUGCAGGCAUUGGACUAAGCGAUGACUUAACAAAAGAACAAAGACAGGAAUACAAGAUGCUGAGGACCGGUUGGAAGAUGGAAAAUAGUGUCGUUUCCAAUGAAAACGAAACAAAAUACACCAGUAGCAUAAGCACGGAAGAGGUGAUGUCUAGAAAUGAUGUGAUGAGUGAUUGUAAUGUAUUGCUGGGAAUGUUAAACAUUAGAUCAAUUAAUUCAAACUCGGAUAAAGUUUACGAAAUGAUUCAAGACGGCUUAGACAUUCUUGUUUUGGUAGAAACGUGGCAUGGUUCAACAGAAAAUAUUGAUCUGCCUCCUUUUGACACGUUCGAAGUUGUCGCUCUCAAAUUUGUUAUAAACAGUAAAGGUUUUGUUUUGUUAUCUCUAUACAGACCUGGUUCAGUUCAAGUGAAUGCAUUAUUUUUCGAAGAAUUGUCAAAAGUUUUAGAUAACAUAACACUCCUAAGUUCGAGCAUAUUACUUCUUGAUCUAUUUGAAACGUUUAAUUUAACCAACCUGAUCAGUGAGCCAAUUCACGAACAAAGUGGAACACUCGACCUGGUUGUUUGUUCUGAAAAUUUUCAUGUUUCAGUUAGUAAUAUAUUUCCUAGUGGUGUGUACUCCGACCACAGUUUGAUACAUCUCAUAGCUGCUACAGGUCACCGGCCUGCGCCAGGUGUGAGCUGUUUUAUUAUUAUCGGAAAGUUCACUACAUUUUAA
Messenger RNA from Helobdella robusta, 1062 nucleotides. RefSeq lists its product as hypothetical. Lineage: Eukaryota; Metazoa; Annelida; Clitellata; Rhynchobdellida; Glossiphoniidae. The transcript is spliced from 5 exons. The coding region runs from base 1 to 1062 and encodes 353 amino acids. The record is from RefSeq and is a predicted model, not a curated record.